Molecule: messenger RNA, 1214 nt
Organism: Brassica napus (rape)
Lineage: Eukaryota; Viridiplantae; Streptophyta; Magnoliopsida; Brassicales; Brassicaceae
Product: ras-related protein RABA1e-like
Exons: 2
Coding region: 250-903 (217 amino acids)
Cellular component (GO): endosome
Molecular function (GO): GTPase activity; GTP binding
Source: RefSeq, a predicted model, not a curated record
UCUUUCCAACGACUUUCAAAAUAUAUAUGCUUAGUCAUUGCAUUUUAGUAAAUAACAAAUCAUUUCAAUAAGGUUUUCGUCGCUACCCACCAUCCCCGUGUUAUCAUUUCAUUUCAUUACAAAACACAACUACACAUCAAUCAUCAUAUCGUAUCAUCUUUACAACAUCUCUCUAAGGUUUUAUUACAUCGAUCAAAGAUUUCAGUUUUCUUAUUUAUUUCAUUUCUGUGUUUCACAAAUAAAUAAAAAAUGGGAGGGUACAGAGCCGACGAUGACUAUGAUUACCUCUUUAAACUAGUCUUGAUCGGAGAUUCUGGCGUCGGAAAAACUAACCUCUUAUCUCGGUUCACUAGAAAUGAAUUCAGUAUCGAGUCAAAGUCAACCAUCGGUGUCGAAUUCGCUACGAAAAGCGUUCACGUCGACGAGAAAAUCAUCAAAGCUCAGCUUUGGGAUACCGCCGGUCAAGAAAGAUACAGAGCUAUCACGAGUGCAUAUUACAGAGGAGCAGUAGGGGCUCUUCUAGUAUACGACAUAACUCGACACAUAACAUUCGAGAACGUCGAACGAUGGCUCAAGGAGCUUCGAGACCAUACUGAUGCCAAUAUUGUGAUCAUGCUUGUUGGAAACAAAGCUGAUCUUCGUCACCUUCGUGCUGUUCCCAGAGAAGAAGCUAGAUCGUUUUCUGAAAGAGAGAACAUGUUCUUCAUGGAGACUUCUGCUCUUGAUGCUACAAAUGUUGAGCAAGCUUUCACUCAUGUCUUGACUCAGAUCUAUCGUGUUAUGAGCCGUAAGGCUCUUGAUGGUACUGGAGACCCAACGUAUUUGCCUAAAGGACAGAGUAUUGAUAUUGUAAGCAAGGAUGAUGUUACUGCUGUUAAAUCCUCUGGUUGUUGCUCAGGUUGAGAUUAUGGUUUAAGGUUGGUUUUGGUACACAAACCGCAUUUGUCUGGAAUUAAACAUCGGUCUGGUUAGUAAGGCCGUUUUAGUCUGAACGUAAACUGAACUGAACCGAAAUAUCGCGGUUAGAAUUCAGUUAUAGUUUUCUAGUACCGAACCUGAACCGAAAAACUUUGAAAUGUGUAUCCCUAAACAUGUUACUUAAAUUUGUACUAAUGAUUCUUUUUAUUUGCUUGGUAGUACUUUGUUUAGCAAUUGAGAUCUUGUUUUCUAUAUAGUUUUGUAUCUUUUGAUUAUGAGAUUUUGUUGCAAACAAA